AUGAGUUUUGACUCUGAGAGGAUUCAAACUCACGCCAGUUGCCCCGCUCUUUCUGAGGAAGGUGUGACAAAUAUAUAUUAAUAUUACAUCUUUAAGUAAGUCCCUUCUCUUGUGUGUAUGACUACUCUUUGCCCUACAACUGACUGGCCACUAGUGAUGUGGAAGAGGAGUGGUGCAUACGUGCCCUUAUCGGUCUAAGUCGGUCGAGCCCUUGCUCGUGGUUACUCCUUGAUUGAGCUUCUAACCCGCUUAUAGGCUUGGGUGGCCAGUGGGUCCCCCUCAUUUUGUCUUAUUUUUAUUUUUUUAUUUCUUUUUCUUCAUUUAUCUCAAAAGUAAGACUAUAAAAAUUAUAUAAAUUUAUGUAAAAUCACAUAAUUACUCAAAAAUUCAUAUUAAUCAAUUAAAAACCACUUUUCACACUUUAACAUAAAUAUAAGUUUAUUUAUCAUGAGUGAAGGCUAAAACUAUAUUAUUUACUAAUUAUUAACUCAUGAUAAUGAAGAUUUAUCAAUACUCAUGGGGAUAUUUAAUAUUUUAUAGAGAAAAAUCGUAAUAAUAUUUAUUUCCUCAUUACUAUUUUUAAUUUAGUUAUUUUUAUUUUUAAUUCUAACAAGAUUUUGAACAAAUUUGGAAGGCUUAUGAGUUACAUUCAAUUUGGUUCAUUGGGUAUUCACUCAACCAGUGAAUUAUAUAUUCUUGAUUAUUUAUCAAUGAUUUUUAAACCCAAAUCUUCUAAAUCUGUGAGAUAGAAUCUUGAACGUAAGUUUCCAUCCAUAAGAUUGAAAUUUACAAAGCCAACAAGGUAUAAUUCUCCAUGUAAUAAUGCUCAAAAGCUCAUUGUAAUAUUAUAGUUAUCAUGACAUUAAAGAUGUCAAUAAUUUUCCCUUGAAUUAUCUUUACCCCUCAUGGAUUAGUGUAGGGGAUUUGAUUCCUUUACUUAAUUUUUCAUUACUUUAUUGUCUUGUGUGGGUUUUCUUGUCGAAUCAUUCUUAAUCAUUCAGGCCAGCUCUUACUUGUUUCCUUAGAUUGGGAAGGGUCCCUUUGGAAGUCCUUUGUCCUACUCAGGGUUGGGGAUGCGACCUAGAAAAGCUGCACUUAGAACCUUGGAAGUUUUCAGACACAUUUAGAGCAAUUCAGGAUAGUUCUUCUGAUGGUGGAUGUCCAAGGGAGAGCCAUAAGCUGGUGAAGGAUUUGGGUUGCACCUUCUCAAGUCAGCUCAUUGCUCUGCCCUUGGUCUAG
Spirodela intermedia is the source of this 1239-nucleotide messenger RNA. Lineage: Eukaryota; Viridiplantae; Streptophyta; Magnoliopsida; Alismatales; Araceae. The record is from the annotation of a GenBank genome assembly.